This is a messenger RNA of Eruca vesicaria subsp. sativa (arugula), 1363 nucleotides long. The record is from the annotation of a GenBank genome assembly. NCBI's taxonomy places the organism in Eukaryota, Viridiplantae, Streptophyta, Magnoliopsida, Brassicales, Brassicaceae.
CUUCUUCUUCUUGCCCUUUGCUUCACCACAUCUCUCUCUCUAGCAACUGUGUUUGCCUUCUUUGUCUUCCUUUGACGACCCACUUUUGCAGAUUCUCAAGGAUUCUUCAAAAUUUUAAGUCUUCUCUCUUUACUAGAUUCUUCAAUUUGUGCUCAAAAUUUCUCACCAAAUCUGAUUCUUUGAUUCCACCACUAUAUACUAUUCGUUAUUUCCUCUCUUUUUCCUCUUCUUGAUUCCUAUUUAUCAUUAGAAUCCUAUAAAAAUAACGUUCAGUCUUUCAACUAAACCCGCACAUAUCAAAGGAGACUAAUAAUAUUAAACAUAUGGAGACUCUGCAUCCACUACUCUCUCACGUGCCCACUUCUGACCACCGCUUCGUUGUUCAAGAGAUGAUGUGUUUGCAAAGCUCUAGCUGGACUAAAGAAGAGAACAAGAAGUUCGAGAGAGCCCUCGCUAUAUACCCUGAUGACACUCCUGACCGUUGGUUCAACGUUGCUGCCAUGAUCCCUGGUAAAACCAUCUAUGAUGUCAUGAAACAAUACUCUAAGCUCGAAGAAGACCUCUUUGAUAUCGAAGCAGGGCUUAUCCCCAUCCCUGGUUACCCCUCAGCUGGAUUCGAUCAGCUAGUGAGUCCCCAUGAUUUGUAUCGUAAACGUCCUAAUGGAGGAGCUAGAGGGUUUGAUCAAGAUCGCAGGAAAGGAGUUCCGUGGACAGAGGAAGAACAUAGACGAUUCUUGUUAGGCCUUCUCAAGUAUGGAAAAGGAGAUUGGAGAAACAUAUCAAGGAACUUUGUGGGAUCGAAAACGCCUACUCAGGUCGCAAGCCAUGCUCAAAAAUACUAUCAGAGACAGCUCUCUGGUGCUAAAGACAAACGCAGACCUAGCAUUCACGACAUCACCACUGUCAAUCUUCUCAACAACAAUCUCAACUGUCCAUCUUCUGAUCAUGACCGCUUCAUUCAACAACCAGAUGAGUCAAAACUAGGGUUCACCGACAGGGAUAAUGCAGAGGAGGGAGUGAUGUUUCUAGGUCAGAAUCUUUCCUCAGUCUUGUCUCCCUACGAACCUGCUUUUAAGUUCACGGGAACAAAUAUUUAUGGCGAUGGAGCUUACGGUCUCGCAAGAUCCUGAAACUCAGGGAUAAUAGGUUGGAUUCUGAAAAUUGUAAUUGUGACGAAAAUCCCUACCAGUUAUGUUUUAUGUUUGAACUUAAAACGUUUAUGUUACAUGAUUAGAUGAAUGUGACUAUGUGGAUAUAUGCAUGUUUUGUGUUUAUCAAAAUAUGGAAUAAAUAUAGAUUAGCUAGUACAACCAUAUGUCUUUUUGCCAAAACGAUAACUAAUGGUGAAAAGGACCUAUUGGUU